Molecule: messenger RNA, 1761 nt
Organism: Batrachochytrium dendrobatidis JAM81
Lineage: Eukaryota; Fungi; Chytridiomycota; Chytridiomycetes; Rhizophydiales
Exons: 14
Coding region: 1-1626 (541 amino acids)
Cellular component (GO): membrane
Molecular function (GO): acetyl-CoA transmembrane transporter activity
Source: RefSeq, a predicted model, not a curated record
AUGGCCGGGUCGUCAAAGAUGACAAGAAGAACUUCCAGCAACCCCAAUCCCAACGCUUCUCCAGCCGAUGAGCCAUUAUUAUAUGAUUCAUAUGACGAUCUUGACCUUGUUUCUAGCAAGGACAGACAACGCAGUAAAUCAAAAGAGUCUGUAUCGCAACCUGGCUCAGAGGUUGGUCUGGGAAAAGACCUUGGGAACAUGGUGCUCCUGGUGUUUCUAUACCUUUUGCAAGGAGUUCCUCUCGGUCUCUCUAUGGGAAGUGUUCCUUUUUUGCUCAAGUCUAAACUCGGAUUUGGGGAUCUUGCGUUAUUCUCGCUAUCUUCUUAUCCCUAUUCACUCAAGUUGCUGUGGUCUCCUAUUGUGGAUUCGACAUAUAACAAGUCAAUUGGCCGUCGCAAGUCAUGGAUCGUUCCUAUUCAAGCAAUCCUUGGAAUCUCAUUACUGGUUCUAGGAGGGUACAUUGAUCCAAUUCUUGCCCAGGAUAAACUACCUCUUGGAAUGCUUGCUACGGUAUUCACUUUCAUGGUGUUUUUGUGUGCGACUCAAGGUAUCAGAUUACGUGUAUCUACUUUGCAUAUAUACAUUCGUGAUGCUAAUGUAUUGCUAAUUACGUACGCAUCAACUGCUCAAACAAUUGGUCUGAACACGGGCUACUUCCUGUCGUUUACUGUAUUUCUAGCUCUGAACUCGCCCGAACUAUGCAACAAGUACUUUCGCUUUGAACCCAUGGAUGUUGGUCUUGUUCAGCUGGGCCCGUACCUUCAGUUUUGGGGCGUAAUGUUUCUCAUAUGUAAUGCAUGGCUAGUUUUUAUUAAGAAGGAGGCUAUUGAACUUACAGAUGUUAGUGAGAUUAAAGAGGUCUAUCACACCAUGGUCAAGAUCAUUAUGCUUCCUCAUAUGAAAACAUUUAUUGCCGUUUUACUCGUGGCAAAGCUUGGCUUUGUGGCAAACGAUGCUGUGACUGGACUAAAACUUUUGGAAAAAGGCUUUAGCAAAGAGGAUCUUGCAUUGGCAGUGCUUAUUGACUUUCCAUUUCAAAUCGUUUUUGGAUACUAUGCUGCUAAAUGGAGUAAUGGAUCGCGUCCAUUAAAACCGUGGCUUUGGGCAUUUUAUGGACGAUUAUUUGCUGCCUUUUUGGGCAUGGUAAUGGUAUAUUUUGUACCCCAGACUGGCAUCACAACAUCGUUCUUUACCAUUGUCAUUAUUGGAACAGUAUUUUCAUCUUUUAUGAGCGUUCUUCAAUUUAUUGGAAUGGGUAGUUUUUUUACCAAAAUUAGCGACCCAGCCAUUGGUGGAACAUACAUGACACUGCUGAAUACUUUGAGCAACUUGGGUGGUACAUGGCCAAAAUACUUUGUUCUCAAGGCGGUUGAUUACUAUACAGAUGCACCUUGCAAUGUGACUGAUACUGCUGGUUUAGAAAUUAAAUGCAUGGACGAUCCAGCCAAGAAUCUUUGCAAAAGUCUGGGAGGGCAAUGUGAUUACCGAUCUGACGGGUACUAUAUCGUCAACAUUGGAUGCAUGGUGAUCGGUGUAGCGAUACUAUUUUUGUUUAUCAAGCCCAACAUCAAGUAUCUGGAGAAACUACCAGAUCGUGCAUGGCGUGUUAUCAAGAGUAAGAACUGAUUCUUUGUGGGAUGUUGGUAGUGUGGAGGGACUGUAUUUCCAAAACAAGAUUAGGGAUAAAUAUGAUUUUAUCUUACACCAUAUCUGAGCCUUUUAAAUACAAGUAUGGGUAUUGCUGUGGGUAUAUUUUAUUGC